CUUCUGCGGCGGAACCCGGAGUUCUGAUUAACCGGGUUCCGAGCGGGCCUCAGUCUGCAGUUGGGGUCGCCUUGCCGACCCCGGGGGUUCGCAUAAAUAUGGAAGCGCUGGGCCCCCGAAGGUUCACACGCUAGGUCUGCACCGGCCAGUACCAGAGCCGCUUGCCGUGUAGGACAGCCCGAAUCUGUGGCUCGCUAUUUCCGUGGAGCUGCGCUGCCCCAAGGACAGCAGAUGUCAGAUUCUACCCUAAUUGUUUUAUAUUCAUUAGAGGAUUUGAGAUUUGAUGUCCAAAACCCUAUUGUGUAGAUGUUACUCUGCUUGUUUCAUAAAUGACAGAAGGCGGCAUUAAAUAAGUUGUCCAAAUUCAUUGUAGCCGGUGAGUAGUGGAGGUAGGGUAAGAACUAAGGCAACCUUGUUUCCAGAGUUCUGUUUUCUAAAUGCUUUGUGCACGCUUAUGUUUUAAGAAGAAGAUCCGAAAAAUGGCAAGGAGCAUCAGAGUUUGAGUAGGCCGAAAAUAGAAAAGAACAUGGAGACAGAUAUAAUUGCAGAUCUCCGAUGCAAGCUAAAAGAAGUUGAAGAAGAGCGACUAAAAGCUGCACAGUAUGGUUUACAACUUGUGGAGAGCCAGAAUGAAUUGCAAAAUCAAUUGGACAGAUGUCGUAAUGAAAUGAUGAACAUGACUGAGAAUUAUGAACAAGAAAAAUACACUCUUCAGAGAGAAGUUGAGCUCAAAAAUCGAAUGUUAGAAAGUUUGAGUUCUGAAUGUGAAGCUAUUAAACAACAACAAAAAAUGCACCUUGAGAAAUUAGAAGAGCAGCUGAGCAGAAGCCAUGGACAGGAAGUGAAUGAACUAAAAAAUAAGAUAGAGAAACUGAAGGCAGAAUUAGAUGAAGCUAGGCUUAGUGAAAAGCAGCUGAGGCACAAAGUAGAGCAUCAAAAGGAACUCCUUUCUAGUAAAUCAGAAGAAAUGCGGAUGAUGUCUGAACGUGUACAUGAAAGUAUGUCUUCUGAGAUGCUGGCCCUUCAAAUUGAGCUUACUGAAAUGGAAAAUAUAAAGACCUCCCUCAAAGAAGAAGUCAAUGAACUGCAGUACAGACAAGAACAGCUGGAACUUCUUAGUACAAAUUUAAUGCGCCAAGUAGACUGCCUUAAAGAAGAAAAAGAGGAGCGAGAGAAAGAAGCAGUUUCUUACUAUAAUGCCUUAGAGAAAGCUCGUGUAACAAAUCAAGAUCUUCAGGUGCAGUUAGACCAGGCUCUCCAGCAAGCCUUGGACCCCAAUAGUAAAGGCAACUCUUUGUUUGCAGAGGUAGAAGAUCGAAGGGCUGCAAUGGAACGUCAGUUUAUCAGUAUGAAAGUCAAGUAUCAGUCACUAAAGAAACAAAAUACAUUUAAUAGAGAGCAGAUGCAAAGAAUGAAGUUACAAAUUGCUACAUUGCUACAAAUGAAGGGGUCCCAAACUGAAUUUGAACAACAAGAACGGUUGUUGGCCAUGUUGGAGCAGAAGAAUGGUGAAAUUAAACAUCUGUUAGGGGAAAUUAGAAAUUUGGAGAAAUUUAAGAGUUUAUAUGAAAGUAUGGAAUCUAAGUCUUCAUCCAACUCUGGUAUUGUGGAAGAUAGCACCUAUUACACAGAUUUACUUCAGAUAAAGCUUGACAACCUAAACAAAGAAAAUGAAAGCACUAAAGGUGAAUUGUCCAUACAAAGAAUGACAGCACUAUUUGAGAGCCAGCGGGCUUUGGAUAUUGAGCGAAAACUUUUUGCAAAUGAAAGAUGCCUCCAGGUUUCCCAGUGUGAAAAUAUGAAACUGAGAGCUAAACUAGAUGAAUUAAAACUGAAGUAUGAACCUGAAGAGAAAAUUGAAGUGCCUGUACUCAAAAAGAGACGUGAGAUACUGCCUGUGGGUAUAACCACCCCUAAGGAUGAAUUUGCCAGCAGUGCUGUUGGGGAAGAUGUUUAUAGAUUACCACUUCAGAAAGAGGAGGCCAAGUCCUGUCUGAGCAGUUUAGAAAAUAACAACUUGCAAUUAAAAAAGACAGUUCCUGUAAACACACCAGGAGUCAUUUUCUCUCCUCACAAAAACCUGCCUAUGGAUAUACAAUCAGGAAAGGAAAAGAAAUGUGUGACACUUAUAGGAGUUCCAGAUGACUCUGAAACCUUAAGUGAAAGAAGUGGAAACACGCCUAACUCUCCCAGGUCAGUGUCCUCUUUUGUUCAAAGCAGUGAGCAGACCUCUCCAUCUCUUUUCUGUCGCUGCGUGAACUGUAUUAUCUCUUUCUUUGUCUAUUUCCUUAUUAUUGCUUGCAAUAUAAUCCCCCAAUUUCAUAUGCCUAUGUUCAACUUUUAUAAAACUUUAAGAAAGACUAAAGUGAUUGCAAGGGGAAAGGAUUCCUAAAUAGAAUGAUUUUUUAAGUUAGACUUUUCUGUUUCUUGAAACAGAAAUACCAAAGGUCUAGUGCAUCUCUAAAUGUUUUGAUUUGAAUAAAGAUACCAGUUUUUGCUUUUAGGGUUUUUUUUUUUUUCCCCCUGGUUCAAGAGUGACUGGAAAAAAAGUUUAACUUACCUUCUAAAAGGGCUGAGCAGUAGUCUAAGAAAUUUGUGUCACAGAAAAUUUAGGAGAAAUAUUUAAUGAUUUUUGAAACUUUAUCUUAAGAUUUCAAGGACAGAUUUUGAUACCUAUUUUAAUGUUUUACACUAAAACCUCAAAGCCUCUAGUUUUGCAUACUUGAGUUUGUGACUUAAAAGCAGAAGUGUCAGCUGAACAUGUCUGUCUGUAGGAAUUUUUGUUUUCAGGGCAUUAUCCUUUAAAAAGUUCAAUAAAGACCAUAAGGUAAGAGAAAGGAAGUAGAAGGAAAAGGCAGGUAAUAGUAACUAAAGGCAGGGUAGAAUUGGGUGCUAAACACAAGUUCUGCAGGUGUACAGCAGGAGCAUGAUUAAGUAAAAAAGUAAAUGAGGAACUUAGAAGGUAAAAAGAUAAUAAAAGAUUAAAAAUAUUUUAGUCUGUAUGCAAUGGAGAGAUCGAUGGAUUUAAAAUAAGUAUAAACAUUAAAAAAAA
Messenger RNA from Talpa occidentalis (Iberian mole), 3052 nucleotides. RefSeq names its product spindle apparatus coiled-coil protein 1 (gene SPDL1). Gene Ontology annotation, biological process: establishment of mitotic spindle orientation; protein localization to kinetochore; mitotic metaphase chromosome alignment. The transcript is spliced from 11 exons. Lineage: Eukaryota; Metazoa; Chordata; Mammalia; Eulipotyphla; Talpidae. Gene Ontology annotation, molecular function: kinetochore binding. The record is from RefSeq and is a predicted model, not a curated record. Gene Ontology annotation, cellular component: outer kinetochore; spindle pole. The coding region runs from base 527 to 2392 and encodes 621 amino acids.